GUGGCGGCCACGGCAAGCUUGUGUGACCGUGUCUGGCGUGCUGGGUAGACGGCGGCUAGCUCUCUCUCUACCUCCUCCUGUGUCUCGACGGCCUCUUCCUCCUCCUGGUGGCAGGAACCUAUACCACCUGCACCGCCCACUGGAGCCUUGACCACCUACCUCUUGGUCAACUAAGAUCCAGCUUUGUAGCGACUGACGACUUCAUUCACUACAGCAGUCCACCACGUCUAAACAGCACCAACCCUCCCAGCAGCUUGCACACCGCUGGAAGUAGCAACAGUGCAACAAAGAGCUGUAGUAGCAAUUGCAAGAAAGGCGGUAGUCGACCUCCCAGGCACGAGGCUAGAGCGGCCAGAAAGAUGGCGCCUGAUCCCCGAACUCAAGAAGAAUCUGGACCAGUGGGUUCGAUAAUUGCUGGCCACAGGAUAUCCCUCAAUGUCCUCUAUGAUAACGAUGACGAAAGGCAGCCUGCAAAGGCAAUAGGUGGAGAAGUUACGCCUGUGGAAGAAAUGGUGGCCAGUACAGGAGCCUUUCCUAUGGACACCCUGGAGAGAACUUCCUCCUCCUCCAGGAGGUCCUUGGCUGAUCUCCAGCAGGAUGAGGCUCUGAAGGACUCCAACGCUGACCAGGAUGACCUGCAGAAGAUAACGCACAUUGAUCAAGUUAUUAUGGAUGACAAAGGCGAGGUAGAACAGGAGAGUUUGUCAUCAGAACCAUCUUCAUCUUUCUCUGAAGCCAGACCAGACACUCCAGAAACCAGUUCUGCUCAUUCUGCCACUCCUGAACCUCCAACUAGGUCACCUGCUGCUUCCAACACAAUGUUCCCAUCACCCAUAAAGCAGACUAAAUAUCUCAAUGGACCAGAUCAGAUAAUUCCAACAAACAGCAUAAAAACCUGGGAACCCACUGGGGCUACAAAGCUGAAGAUUGGCGACCAGGGACCCUCGGCACACACUCCAGUUUCUGUGCCUACACUUCUCAAAAAUACUGCCGAGAAGUACCCUGACACGUGUGCAUUGUCAGUGAAGAGAGGUGGUGAAUGGAAAAAUACUACCUACAAAGAAUAUUAUGAUCAAGUUAGAAUCAUGGCCAAAGCCUUCAUAAAGCUUGGUCUGGAGUCCUACCAUGCAGUGUGUAUCCUGGGCUUCAAUUCACCCGAAUGGUUUAUUUCAGACCUGGCGGCCGUCUUUGCUGGUGGAUUUGCUGCAGGAAUCUACACCACAAACACUCCUGAAGCAUGUGAACAUUGUGCUCAUAACUGUGAAGCACAAAUCUGGGUGGUUGAAGAUCAGAAGCAAUUAGAUAAGGUUCUGAAGAUUCGUGGGCGUCUUCCUUCGCUGAAAGCAAUAAUCCAGUACUCUGGCAAACCAACUGUGGAUGGUGUUUUGAGUUGGGAAAGUGCCAUGGCUUUAGGUAAAGAGCAGGCCGAUAGUGAACUAGAAGCCAGGUUGAAGCACAUGGCAAUAAAUCAAUGCUGUACUCUCAUUUACACUUCGGGUACCACUGGGCCUCCUAAGGGUGUUAUGCUUAGUCAUGACAAUAUCACAUUUACCGCACAUGCAAACUGUGUUAAUGCUGAUUUCAAUCCAGGAAAAGAGAUUUUCUUAAGUUUCUUGCCACUCUCCCAUGUUGCUGCACAGAUGGCUGACCUGUACGUUCCCAUGUAUGCUGGUGGCACCUGUUUCUUUGCCCAACCAGAUGCCUUAAAAGGGAGUUUGGCCCAAACUCUGAAAGAAGUACGCCCUACUAGGUUCUUGGGCGUCCCUCGUGUGUGGGAGAAGAUUUACGAGAAGAUGUUGGAAGUUGGCCGCAAAACUACUGGUAUGAAAAAAUCGAUAGCUACAUGGGCCAAAUCACUUGGACUGGAAACCAAUUUACGCAAACAGCGACAGGAUUUCUCGAAGCCAUUUGGGUACGCUGUCGCUAAUGCUAUAGUUUUCAAGAAAGUUAAAGCAUUAUUGGGACUAGAUCGCUGUCAGCUCUUUCUCUCCGGGGCUGCACCAAUUGCCCCAGAAAUUUUGCGAUACUUCCAUAGCCUAGAUAUUCCUCUUACAGAAAUAUAUGGCAUGUCUGAAUCGACUGGCCCACAUACUAUCGGCAUGGAGAAAGCGUUCAAACUAGGCAGCUGUGGGCGCACUAUUCCUGGUUGCUACACAAAAUUGGAUAAGCCUGACCCUGAAGGUAAUGGCGAGGUGUGCAUGGGGGGUCGCCACGUCUCCAUGGGCUACCUACACAUGGAAGACAAGACAAAUGAGGCUAUUGAUGAUGAGGGAUGGCUCCACACCGGUGAUAUUGGCAGGCUUGACAGUGAUGGGUUUCUGUUUAUUACGGGUCGCAUAAAGGAACUUAUCAUCACGGCUGGUGGUGAAAAUAUAGCCCCAGUGCUAAUCGAGGACAACCUGAAAGCCGAACUGCCAUGUCUUAGCAAUUGCAUGCUGAUUGGCGACAAGCGGAAGUUCCUCUCCAUUCUUCUGACAAUAAAGACAAACGUGAAUCUCGACAGUGGGGAACCUCUAGAUACCCUAAGUUCUUCCUGUGUUGAUUGGUGUCGUAGCGUUGGGUCAAUGGCCAAAACCAUACAAGAUGUUUUGGCGGGUCCAGAUGCUAAUAUUAUGAGAGCAAUCCAGGAUGGUAUUGAUCGUGCAAACAAAUUGGCCCCUUCAAAUGCUCAAAGAAUACAGAAGUGGACUAUUCUUCCAAGAGACUUCUCUUUACCCGGUGGAGAACUUGGACCCACAAUGAAGCUGAAGAGACCAGUUGUUGCGCAGAAAUACUGCGAAACGAUAGAACGGUUCUACGAGGUUUGAAUACGGCUGACUAACUUUAAAUGCUUGUGAGUGUUUACGACUAUGGCUGAAACUAAUUUGUAUGUGUUUUGAGUUCUGUAAAUGUAGUUUAAAAAUUUGUUUAGACCUAUUUAUUUAAAAGGCAUUAUUGUUGUAAAAUAUUGAGGUACAAUUUUAUAAAUAUUAGCCUAUGUCUUGCCAUGUGCCAUGUUACCAGUGCCUUUUAAUUUAAAUGGUUUUAGACAUGAAUGGCAUUUGUGAUAGAUUUUGCAGGACUUGUGUGUGUCUUGUAAAAUAGGUUGUUUUUAAUAUCAACCAAUUUGUGCAAUGGAAGUACCAGCUUUGUGCCAGUGCCAGAUGAAUGUUGUAAAUAGUUUAACACAAAGCUGGGCAAAGUGUCUUGGGGUCACGAUAGUGUUAGGUUAAGCCAUGUGCAAGUAGUGACCAAGAGGUGACCGUUCAACCAUGUCCUGAAAAGUGGGUUUUGUCAAGUGCUGUUAAUAAAACCCCGAAAUAAUUUGGGACUAAUUUCCCACUGGCUAAUUGGUACCUGUAAUUGAGAAUAAUUCAAAAUAACAUUGGUCAUUGUCUGCCAAAGUGCACGAAUGUGUGGUUUUGGGGAGGUCGAGUUGGAAGUGCUGUACUUAAUAUUUAAGAUUUAUUGUAAAUGCACUUUGAACCUGUACACCUAAUAUUGAUUAGCUGGAUUGUAAUGUUCCUUAAUCUGAUAGUGGUUUAUUUUACUAUUGAAGGUGCAUUUUAUAGACUUGUUUCCAAAUAUACAUUUAUGUAUGGUUAGAUAAGGUGCAGAUGUGUGUAUUAUAUUACUAUACUGUAUAUAUGAAUGAUCCUGUUAAAUAUUGAAGCAAA
Messenger RNA from Procambarus clarkii (red swamp crayfish), 3656 nucleotides. RefSeq names its product acyl-CoA synthetase bubblegum family member 1 (gene bgm). The record is from RefSeq and is a predicted model, not a curated record. Gene Ontology annotation, cellular component: membrane; endoplasmic reticulum. Gene Ontology annotation, molecular function: long-chain fatty acid-CoA ligase activity. Lineage: Eukaryota; Metazoa; Arthropoda; Malacostraca; Decapoda; Cambaridae.